GCAGCCGGCCACCCCUGUCUCUGCUCCCACAGCUCGGCUUAUUUCUGCCUGGGGGAUUCCUUUUUUUUUUUUAAUUAUUAUCGCUGUUUAUUUUGACUGCGGAUUUAAAAAUAAUAUAUUUAUUUCUUUAUUGACAUCAUAAUUUUUAUUUCUUCCCCGCCGGCCGCCCCUGCCUCUGCUCCCGCAGCUCGGCUUACUUCUGCCUGGGGGAUUCCUCUUUUAAAAAAAAAAAAUAUUAUCGCUGUUUAUUUUGAUUGCGGAUUUUUAAAAAUUAUUCUUUAUUUCUUUAUUGACAUCAUCAUUUCUAUUUCUUCCCCGCCGGCCUCCCCUGCCCGCGCUCCCGCAGCCCGAGCGGGGCCAUGAACCUCAACUUCACCUCGCCGGUGCUGCCGGUGUCCACGGGCCGGCCCACGUCGUUCUUCAUCGAGGACAUCCUGCUGCACAAGCCCAAAGCCCUGCGGGAGGUGCCCCCCGAGCACUUCCCCGGCUCGCUGGCCUCCCGCGUGCCCCUCUUGGACUAUGGGUACCCCCUGAUGCCCACCCCGACCCUGCUGGCGCCGCACCCGCACCCCGCCCUGCACAAGCCGGAGCAUCACCACCACCACCACCCCUAUUUCCUCACCACCUCGGGGAUGCCGGUGCCGGCGCUGUUCCAGCACCACGCUCACGCCGAGCUGCCCGGGAAGCAUUGCCGCCGCCGCAAAGCCCGCACCGUCUUCUCCGACUCGCAGCUCUCCGGCCUGGAGAAGAGGUUUGAGAUCCAGCGCUACCUGUCCACGCCCGAGCGGGUGGAGCUGGCCACGGCCCUCAGCCUCUCCGAGACGCAGGUGAAAACCUGGUUCCAGAACCGCCGCAUGAAGCACAAAAAGCAGCUGCGCAAGACGCAGGACGAGCCCAAGCAGGCGGCCGGGGAGGAGAGCCGGGAGCAGAGCCAGAGCUCCCCCGAGCCCGAGCUGCCCGAGGCGGCCGCGCCCGAGCCCCGCCAGGGCCCCCCCGGCCCCUUCGUGCUGCAGGACCCCGAGGACGAGGUGGACAUCCUGGAGGAGGGGGACAUCUGUCCCCACCGCCUCUAGAGCCUCCGCUGGGCCCCCGAAAGGCUCGGGAAGGGGGUGCGGAUUGGGAAGGGGGUGCGGAUCCAGGGGGAGCCCCUUCCCCUCCUCGGUGAUGUCCCCCCAGCAUCACCGCAAGGUCGGGCAGUGCUGGGAAAUCUGCGGAGUGAAAGGAGCCGAGGUUGUUUUAGGUCCCCCCUUCCCUCCGAAUUGUCGGAGUUUUCCUCGUUCCCCGAACUUUUGGGGUGUAAAAUAAAUGUCUACUCGUGGCAGCGUGUUGUGGUUCCUGGAGAGGCAGGCAGGGCAAAUUUUCACCCUUUAUUCCCCCCCAAUCCCGAAAUCCUCGCUGCUCUCCUCACGCUCUCCCACUCGAGAGCUUCCAAAUAAAAAGAAUUGUAAGAAAAACCCUCCGAAGAAACAGGUAAGGCAAAAAAAAAAUAAAAAAAAAAUCCGAUUUAUUUCAUUCCGCUGUGGGGGAGUGAAGGGCGAGCAUCACCAAGAACUCGAUGUUGCCUCGGCUGCACGGAGCAAACGGCGCUCCCAGCCAGAAAAAAAGGGAUUUUCUACAGCUUGGAGAAAUGUGGGCAGCGCAUUCCUGCCCGGUUUAAAGGUGUGGAUGUGGAUUGAAAGGAUAAUUCCAUUUUCCUGUGAAACAGCCCCGGAGCGGCUCCGUCCCCUCCCUGCGCUCCGCCGGAGCAGCCCCGCUUUGCCUUUCCCUCCCUGCCGGGGAAAUUGGGUUCAUUUCCAGGUAAAUCCUGAUUUAUUUAUAAUUAAUUUUGGUUUCGGGCUGAGCUGCUGGCUGGGAAAUGCGCCGGGAGCGAGGUGGAGGUUCAGCAUCUCCAGGGGAGGAGAAUUUUCCCAGAAUUUUCCUGGGAAAUUUCUGCUGAAAAUUCUGGCUCAGCAUCCGCUGCUGCAGCAGCACCACGGCGGCGUGGCGGUGUCUCCUUCUGAUAUUUAUUUUUUUCUGUUAUUUAAUUUAUUUCUUCAAUUUUUUUUUGGUUUUUCUCGAGAAUUUAAUUUGGUUUUCCGGCAUUCUUAGCACUUUCAGGGCAUUUCGGAUGAUGGGACACGUCG
This is a messenger RNA of Zonotrichia leucophrys gambelii, 2123 nucleotides long. It is a transcript of the gene BSX, whose product is annotated as brain specific homeobox. The record is from RefSeq and is a predicted model, not a curated record. The transcript has 3 exons. Gene Ontology annotation, biological process: regulation of DNA-templated transcription. Lineage: Eukaryota; Metazoa; Chordata; Aves; Passeriformes; Passerellidae. Gene Ontology annotation, molecular function: DNA-binding transcription factor activity, RNA polymerase II-specific; DNA binding. The coding region runs from base 360 to 1073 and encodes 237 amino acids.